AUGAAUAUCCCCAUCGUGGACGACCUUGCCGCGCUCUCCUUUGCAAGAGCUCUGGUCUUUCCAUCAAACUCGAACACGCAGCAACAGCAGCAGCAGAUGAUGAACCCCGUUCAUAUUCACGCCGCCUUAGGACCCAGGAGCUUCGAGACUCCCAUGUAUACCGCUAUUGCCACCUCGUCUGUUGCCGCAGUACCAACAACGCCACCAGCGACACCAAUUGCAAUGAUGGGUGAUACGACGCAGAACACCUAUUAUGGUACCUUUGAAACCCCUUUUCCCGCCGCGACGCUGCAGUCAUUUCAAGACCCAGGGUUCUUUACCCUCGGCCAGCAACAGCCACCACCCAUGUGGGCGCCUCAAACUCACGAGGCCGUGGCCACAGCACACUUCAACAACUCCCCCGAUGCCACUUCACAAAACCAACUCCGACCACAACAACAGCUGCUGCAACACUACCACCCUCACACAUCACACAACACCCACCACUUUCAUCCUCAUCGGCACCAAGAGUUGUCAACCGGUGUGCCCCCUCACUUUCAGAGCGACCCUUCAUUUCCCCCUCCUCUGCCACUACCAAUGACGUCCCCUUUUACUGAUGUUGACGAUUCCGUUACCAGUCAGAGCACGUUCUCCUCAACGCCAUCCUCCUCCUCCUCCUCCGAGAACGAGGACGAGGAAGACGAGGAGGAUGUGAAAUCAGAGGCUCCGUCCACAUCCUUUUCCUUCCCCACAAAAGCAUCGACCUACCGCAAGAAGCCCACCAAACGCCGUGCGCCCUCUACCACUGCCGCUCCCAAGACCUCCUCUGUCCCUAAACACCCCAAGCACCCAAAACCCCUCAAGACCAGCAAAGUUAACAAACCAAACACCGCCAAACCACCAGGGAAGUUACACCAGUGCCAAGAAUGUAACCGCCUCUUCAGCCGGGCUUGCAACCUCCAGUCGCACCAGACCACACAUCUCCGUCAGAAGCCCUACCCGUGCCCGGACUGCUGCAUGGCAUUCGCGCGGGUGUACGACAUGAAGAGACACCAUCGGAUCCAUUCCAACGUGCGGCCGUACCAGUGUGCGAUGUGCCCUGAGGCAUUCAAGCGGAUUGAGGCGCGCGAGCGCCAUUACCUUGCGCACCAUGGGUACCCCAGCCAGGGAGCGUAA
This is a messenger RNA of Linnemannia hyalina, 1155 nucleotides long. NCBI's taxonomy places the organism in Eukaryota, Fungi, Mortierellomycota, Mortierellomycetes, Mortierellales, Mortierellaceae. The record is from the annotation of a GenBank genome assembly.